Drosophila guanche is the source of this 985-nucleotide messenger RNA. It is a transcript of the gene Taf12, whose product is annotated as transcription initiation factor TFIID subunit 12. NCBI's taxonomy places the organism in Eukaryota, Metazoa, Arthropoda, Insecta, Diptera, Drosophilidae. Gene Ontology annotation, molecular function: TBP-class protein binding; DNA binding; protein heterodimerization activity. Gene Ontology annotation, biological process: RNA polymerase II preinitiation complex assembly; DNA-templated transcription initiation. Bases 285 to 848 code for a protein of 187 amino acids. The record is from RefSeq and is a predicted model, not a curated record. Gene Ontology annotation, cellular component: SLIK (SAGA-like) complex; SAGA complex; transcription factor TFIID complex. The transcript has 2 exons.
UCAUAAUUCAAGCUAAUAUGUGUGAAGACGAAAGCAUUUUACAAACCUUUUACUUUCAUUGUGCUCACAAAACACGCAUGUAUUAACACCAAUUGCAGUUGAAAAAGCAACAAGAACACUAUAAACAACACCGUUUUGGCUCUGGCUCGGCACACACUCUUCUUUUCACCCCAAUUCUCCCUGCUAUCUAUUUUUCCUCCUUUCCACAACGCACUCCUACCCACCGAAAAGUUGCUUUGGUAGCACAUACGUACCCUUAAAAGACUGAAGAAAAUCAAAAAGCAAUGUCGGAUCUCUUUACCACUUUCGAUAGCAACGGCGACGCCGAGCACAAUACCUACAACACGUCCAAAAGCGGCCAUCGCGACAUCCCAAUGGCCUCGCCAUCUCAGCACAGUCCCAUGACGAACAACAGCAACUCAUCUUCACAAAACGGUGGCAUAACCGCGGGCACAGCAACUGGUUCAGGUGGUGGUAGUGGGAAGUCAUCCAAUCAUGCUGGCUCAUCCGGUGCUGAAAACACACCAAUGCUGACAAAACCACGUCUUACCGAAUUGGUUAGGGAAGUGGACACCACCACGCAAUUGGACGAAGACGUAGAGGAACUAUUGCUUCAAAUAAUAGAUGAUUUUGUCGAGGACACGGUAAAGUCAACGAGCGCAUUUGCAAAGCACAGAAAGUCGAACAAAAUUGAGGUGCGGGAUGUUCAGUUGCAUUUCGAGCGAAAGUACAACAUGUGGAUUCCCGGAUUCGGUACAGAUGAACUGCGACCGUAUAAACGCGCCGCAGUUACAGAAGCGCAUAAGCAGCGUUUGGCCCUAAUUAGGAAAACAAUUAAGAAGUACUAGACCAGUAGUUUCCCGGAUUUCGUUGCAUGCUCCAAACAUGUCACCAAUUUUUUUUAAGCUCACAAUUAGUUUAAGAAAAAAGUUGAUCCCGCUCUAACAUAUAAUAACAAAAUAAAAGCGCAUUCAUGAUUUUAGUA